Mercenaria mercenaria is the source of this 12595-nucleotide messenger RNA. RefSeq lists its product as uncharacterized. The record is from RefSeq and is a predicted model, not a curated record. The transcript is spliced from 7 exons. NCBI's taxonomy places the organism in Eukaryota, Metazoa, Mollusca, Bivalvia, Venerida, Veneridae. Bases 462 to 2285 code for a protein of 607 amino acids.
GUGUUGAGUGCUAUCUUAAACAUUUAUAUGUGAAUCACAUUUGAUAGGGAAGUCUAGAUCAAAGUUAUUUCAGCUAAUUGGAAAAACAGAUAAUUUUGUAUAUUUUGUUAUUGCCCUCAUGAGCUCCAGGCUUCUAGAAUGCAGGGCAAAAAGAUGCAUAGGCUGUUAUUCUUUCUUGGAAUUUUAAUGUGAUUUUGAUGGAUUUACAGUUCCGAAGAAGAUUAACAGUGUAUUUUGAAUUACAUGUAGUUUAAAACAAGGUGUUAAUACGAUAUUGUUGUCAUAAAAUUGUUUGAUGGUCAAAAAUUAUGUUUUAUAUUGUACUGUUCCCUUGUAAAAUACAAUUAAACUGGAUUUUUUAAGUGCGAAGAGUACAGCCUAAAUGUAAUGUUAUAUUUUUACAACCUUUAAAACUACAAGAUGAGAUGUAGAGAAUUACAGAAAGAAGGAUUUUUGUCACAAUGACUGGGUGUUACCAUGGAAACUGGAUAUUUGUCUGUCUGUCUGCCCUGCUGAUGUCAGAAGUGGAAUCAGGAGAUUUCACAUUGGGUAUGGACAAACAGUCAAGCUGUACCAAUGCGCAUUACUACCAGGCAGGGGAUAUAUUCCUGGCAUCGGCCAGAGACGCGGUACAUAAUGGAAACUGCCCUUUGACCUUUAUCCAGUCAGGGGCUGAUGGGAGUGGCUAUACAGAGCCCUGCCUCAGUCUGUGUGUAAAGAUCAUUGGAUACAGUAUGGAAAGCUGUCUGGUGAAAAUGGCAUACCAUGAUGGCCUAAAUGAUUUCAGUCCAGUUACCUUUGACUGUCGCACUUUUCCUCCUGUGCUAUGGUGCUCCAGUAAGAAUGAUUUGAAGGUCACUGUCUCUGAGAUGAAGAAUUAUCAUCUAGAGGAAGGGAAGGGCUACAAGAUCUCGCUUGAAAUUAAACCAUUUUGUGGAACUUUGGAGCAGUUAACUACAGAUUCUAGUAUUGUAGCUCAGCCACAGGCAAAGCCGAGCUCAAUGAGCCAGACAGCUGUAAUUAUUGGGGCAAUUGUAGGGACCAUAUCUAUCUUGUUUGUUCUCGGAUGGAUCAUGUAUUGUUACAAGAAAAGGCAUGGUUCCAGCACAGCCUCUCACUCAUCCAGUAGCAGCAGGCCAGACAGAAAUGUUAGAGGAUCAACACCAAAUCAGCCAACAAACAGAUAUGCACCUAUAGAGAGAAAUCCUCCUUCAAGCAAGUCCAGCUCAGACAAAGGUCCCCAGUAUCGCCCAAAUGUUGAUCGGAACCAGCCGGAUAUAAUAAGUAACUUGGAUAGACGACUGUACUCACCAUUCCAGCCGCCGCAAACCAACAGAGGUCAAUAUCAGGGUCAAUAUCCAAGCCAAGGUCAAGGUCAGAUACAGCAACAAGUUCUUUAUUCUGACAUCGAUCGUGGACCACAGCCAGGUGAUAAAUGGUAUCCGAUGACGAAACUUGGUCCCACAGGUUCGGAAUUAAACCCUACCCCAGGGUUUACAUCGUCAUCAACUCCGUCCAAUCCGAUGUCUCAGUAUAUGAUGCAGAACCAAGUUUAUAAGUACCCAGCUGAUGGGGAAAUGCAUACAGUUCCUACUGAUACAAGGUAUGUGGUAUACGAUUUUGACUUUGAAGCAAAACCUGUUGAGAGAAAAUAUUCUGAAGGAAAGAUCCUUAAUACUGCCUAUAGACAGUCUCCUGUAAAAGACAUUGAUAGGUCAAGACCAAGGGAGAUCACUCCUUUGAGAGAGACUGUAAGGGUUAUGCCUCCAAUAGUUGCUGCCCCUGUUGAGUCAACAACAACAGAUCAUACAAGUGACAAUGACUCAUCUAUUUCUGAAACGACAGAAGACGACACCACGGAUGAUCAAACACAUCCUGGGAGAUAUAAUUUUGUUCCGGGAUAUAGUUACAACAACCCCCCAGCUGUGAGACCAAAUAUUUCAAAUACUCGACUUUACGAUCCAAGAAACUUUCAACGGAUAGAUAAUCCAGGUUCCAGUACUGGUAACCAGAGUGAUAAAUUUCGACCUAGUGCUCAAAACAGUUUAAGUGAAAGUUUUGAUGGGAGGAAUAAUUCUGAAAUGUUCAGAUCAUCGCCAAAUGCAAACGUAUAUGCUCAGCCGAGUACUGAUGAACAGACUUAUAGAAAGGAGGGACCUGUUCCACAGGUGCCGCCAAUGCCAAAGGAAUUUCAGCGGGCAGAAAGAUCGUCUCCGUCUAAGGAAUUACUGUGGCCUCAUGGUCCUCCACCGCCAUAUAGUGAGGAAAAUAAAUUUGUUGUGUAGUAAUAUGCUUUCAGUGCCUGUCUCAUUUUGAUGUCAUGGAGGUUGUCAAGUCAAACAUAUAUUCAACAGUCAAGGGAGUGACGUAAUGCAGCUGCUAAAGACAAGUGGCUGUGAAAGUAUGGUAGAAAUUCGAAUAAAUGUCAUUUCAGGACGUUAGCUGGCUGCUUGAGACAAGUGCCUUUGUAAUACAGGUGGCCGCUAAGGCACGUUUGACUGUAUUACAUUCUUCAUUAUUACAAUAAAGCCUCUGUGGAGAAAGAUUGAAAUUUUUACAUGGUAGAGGUUUUUGACCGGAAGGGGUUUACUGGUGUCUCAGAAAGAAAGUUUCUAUCUUUGUUAGUAGGUAUUUCUGUUGAAGAGAUGCCUUUAAGACAGGUUAGUCUGUAUCAAGGCAUAAAUAAAGUGGGAUUGUUUAGCUCAACAGUGGUGUGUAGAGGGUGUUUAACCUUUACCUUGCUAAAAUUCUAAAAUGGUUUGGUCCAACAUUCAAAUUUGGGCAACACCACUUAUUAUUCAAAGGAAUGUUUGCCUGAAAAUAUACUGACUGAAUAGCGAACAGUGCCGACCAAGAUCAUCCUGAUCUUGAUCUGCACUGGUCGCAAAUGCAAAAUCAGUUGCCGCCAACAGGCUAAAGGCUAAUUCUCUGUGUUGGGACUAUGAGUGUAAAAAUCAUUUUCUGUGCUUCUUUGGUUAAACCUUUGUUACAACGUAAUGGUUGGUUUGAUUUGUUUACAACACUGAUUAUAUCAUUGAAACAGUCCAAACGUUCCUUACAGAGAAGGUUUGGCUUUCAUUCCAAGAUACCCACCAAAUAUUAAUUAUGACUUAUAAUUUCUAGUAGUGCUAAUAAAAAUGCUAUUGAAAAAUCAUUAGCAUGUAACACAGUGCCAUUUGCAUAUAACACAAUUUUAUGAGCAUACAUUAUAACACAAUUUCAUUUGCAUAUAACACAACAGUUUUGUUACUGGUAUUGUAGUUUAUUUUUAGCAGGUAUUUUUCUGAACUAAAAACUUUUUUGGUUAAGUUUCUUCGUUAGAAAAAAAAUUAUUGGCUCGUACUACUUUUCAGUGAUAACUUACUGCAUGUGUACCCACCACAUACCGGUAGAUAUUGGAAAUGAAUCUGAGGUUUGUCAAGGGUAUAGAUUGAACCUCUAGUAAGUGACGUGUUGGAAAUCAUUUUCCGAAUAUGUUACCAUUUAUUUUUUUUUUUUCACCAAAUAUUAAAAUACAGAACAUUAAGGUUGAGUAUUUUUACAUUUAUAAUUCAUCUUGUUUCGCUGUUUGUAUUUCUUAGUCAUAAUUAGCCAGUAAAAACUUUUAUCAAAGUCUGUCCUGAUAACUUAAUUUGCUUUAUGUCUGACUUUCAUUUUUCAUUGUAUAUUUCAUUGUAAACAUUUAUACACAUGUAUAUGUUAUAAUCACACAUAAAUGCAAUUGUAUUUACUAGUCAAAUGUGCAUCAGAGCUAGUGAAUAUUAUGGCAACAGAAAUUUAAAAUGAAUUUCCAGACUCCUUCCCGACAUUAAAAAAAAAUCUUCUUUAUUAUCUCAGGUAAAUAGUUUCUACAAGAGCCUGCUGUGUUAGGUCGUUGAGUGGAACACAAGCUUUCAGGUCAGUUGGAUGUAGGUUCAAGUCUUAGGUAAAGCCAAAUGGUCCUCAUGAUGAUUGAUUAAAGACCUCAGGGGAUGAGUGGUUAAGGUUGCUGACUUUAAAUCACCUGCCCCUUAUCACUGUUGAUUAGAAACCUUGCCCUUUCCUGUGAGGAAGACAUCCAACUGGCUUAUGGAUGUUUAAUUGUUCUACCCAGGUGCCUGUCUGUGAUGAAAUAAGACCAGAGGGGCACUUGGGGUCUUCUGCAUGGAAAGCUGAAAUUUUAAAAUGGUCGUAUGACCUAUAAUUUUGUCUGUGUGACAUUACUGAAAUUCUGCUGAAAGAAGACUUUAAACCGAACAAAAGAAAUAUACAGGUUCUGUAAAAUGUAUUUUCCUUAUUGUGUUCAGAACAUGUGCCAUAAUCAUUUCAGAUAUAUAUUAUGCAACAGACUCUAGAACUUGGUGGUAUUCAACCCAGUGUCUUGCAGUUGAUUGCUUCAGUUAUUCCCUUUUUUUCACUACCAAAUGCAACCAAGAAGAAUAAUAGCAGACUCAGUUUGAUUGAGUCUUUUCAUGAGAGGUAAUGGAAUGUGCAACACCUCUCACGCCCCUUAGCACCGGCUUAAGACUGGUUUUUUUUAUAAAUUCUAGAAAGAACCAAAGUUAUCCUCAGGUAUUAUUCAGAUGAAUACAGGGUACCAGUCAGACUACUGGGGAUUCCUGAUGUAAAUCAGGGAGUAAGCCAAGUCACAUCAGUGUUCAAAAUGUUGCAGGAAUUUUUAUUUCGUCAGAUUUUGUUAUCCAGACUGAUGAAAUACCUCUUGAAAUCACAAAGAAAAAAAUCUGAUAUUAUCUUGUUUUUAUGCCCCCGAAGGGAGGCAUAUAGUUUUUGAACCGUCUGUCGGUCUGUCCGCAAUUUUCAUGUCCGGUCCAUAUCUUUGUCAUCGAUGGAUGGAUUUUCAAAUAACUUAGCAUGAAUGUGUACCACAGUAAGACGACGUGCAGUGCGCAAGACCCAGGUCCGUAGCUCAAAGGUCAAGGUCACACUUAGACGUUAAAGGAUAGUGCAUUGAUGGGCGUGUCCGGUCCAUAUCUUUGUCAUCGAUGGAUGGAUUUUCAAAUAACUUGGCAUGAAUGUGUACCACAGUAAGACAACGUGCAGUGCGCAAUACGCAGGUCCGUAGCUCAAAGGUCAAGGUCACACUUAGACGUUAAAGAUCAUUUUUCAUGAUAGUGCAUUGAUGGGCAUGUCCGGUCCUUAUCUUUGUCAUUCAUGCAUGGAUUUUAAAAUAACUAUGCAUGAAUGUGUGACACAGUAAGACGAUGUGUCGCGCGCAAGACCCAGCUCCGUAUGUCAAAGGUCCUAAACUCUAACAUUGGCCAUAACUAUUCAUUCAAAGUGCCAUCGGGGGCAUGUGUCAUCCUAUGGAGACAGCUCUUGUUAUUAUUUACUUUGCUCAGAAUUUAAUGAUAUUGCUUCUUCAAUAUGUUUUAUCAUUAUUGCUAUGUACAAGAUAUUAUUUUAUUGAUAUUUUUCUGCAAUUUUUAUGUAAGGUCUUACUGAUAAAUUUAUUUACUCACUCUACAUAAAAAGUGGAUUUUUUAACUGCACUUUUUAAAUUAGUUUUAUUUGAAAGUUGUUCUUAUAUUCAUAUUUUUUGUAAUUUUUAUUAUGUGUCUUGGGGUAAUACAAAGUUAAUUGAGCUGCACCAUGAGAAAACUAACAUAGUGCAUUUGCGACCAGCAUGGAUCCAGACCAGCCUGUGCAGUCUGGUUAGGAUCCAUGCUGUUCGCUAACGGUUUCUCUAAUUGCAGUAGGCUUUGAAAGCGAACAGCAUGGAUCCUGACCAGACUGUGGGCAUACUGGUCUGGAUCCGUGCUGGUCGCAAACCCACUAUGUUGGUUUUCUCAUGAUGCGGCUCAGAUAACAAUUUAGAUACAGAUAGUUGGAAAAAUUCACUGUUAGUCUUUUUUUUUAUGCAUGGAUGAAUAUUCAGAUGUCUUGUCAUAAAUAUUUGUUUUAAGAAGACAAGGUGUCAGAUAGACCUUAGCAAAUUUUCUUGUUUAUUUUUGCUGAUAUAUUUUCUUCAGAAUUACUGCACUUUAAUAUGUUAGGUCUUUUUAUGUUUUCUAACAAAUUUAAGAAUGAGAUAUAUAUAUAUAUAUAUAUAUUAUGUAGACUAAACAAAACUUAUGAUUGGCCAGUUUCAUUUUUACAGACAUUUAUUUCAUAUAAUACAUUCUUGGUAUUGUUUUAUCAUUGAUAUCGUGUUCUUUGACAGAAACUGCAAAAGCUACACUUGCAGGCUAAGUCAUACAUCUUGUAAGAGUUUUUACUUGUAUCAAAAAUGUAAAACAGGCAGUAAAAUCAAUCACCUGUUGCAUAACAAUGCAGUUGCUGUUGAUAUAAAUAGAAAAAUGAAUUAUUUUAUUGGAAAAACAUAACAUUUUGUCAUAACAUUACUGUGAGAUUGUGCUAGAACAUUUUGAAAUGAAAUUUUUUAAAAUCAACUCCCUUUUAUAUGAAAAAAGCUUGAGAUUUCAUUUCAUGUACAGUAAAAUAUAUAUGUUUUUUUUUUGUGGUGGGGGGGGGGGGGGGGGGGGGGGGGGGGCAGCAAAACUAACUGUGCUGAGAGAAGAUUAUUUAUUAGCUAAAAAAUUAUUCUUUAUUUUGUAAUUUAAAUCAUUAUAGCCAUUGAAUUUUUUAAUAGUAAUGCAUUAGCACAUUUUGAUGUCUUAAGUCUUAAAACUACUGCAAGAUGCUCCUAAAGCACUUUCAGUGCGAACCUGGCUAUUUGGAAUGUUAAAUUUGAAGUAGCAUUUUUACUUGGGAAUGUCUGUUUCAUAAACAUUGCUGGGAUUCAUCAGCAUGUGGCAUAUGAAUGCCAGAAAUGUAUAAUUUAUUUGUUUAAUAAUAUUUUUUGCAAUUUGUUUUGUUUUUACAUAUGGCUCACUUCUAAAGUAAAUGAUUCUGUUGGGAUAAGUCAUCGCCAUUGGAAUGCUAGAAAGUUCAUUGAGUUACUUCUUGAUACUUUGGAAAUCUUUUGAAAUGUUAGGUGACCAGUUAUAAAUUUUUCUCAGUGUAGUAAAAAUAUUUGAAAGCAAUUAGCAGUUGAAGUUAUUUAGACAUGAAAGUUUUGUCUUACAGCAUAUUGUAUAUAUAUCACAGUAUUACAUAAUUGCCACUAACAGAUCUCAGAUCAUAAGGUUAUGCAAAAGUUUUGAAAGAGAAACCUGGGUAUUGCAUGGCAACACUUCAGUUUACCUUCGGGGCCUCCGUGGCCGAGUGGUUAAGGUCACUGACUUCAAAUUACUUGCCCCUCAUCGAUGUGAGUUUGAGCCUCACUUGGGGCGUUGAAUUCUUCAUGUGAGGAAGCUAUCCAGCAGGCUUACGGAAGGUCGGUGGUUCUACCCAGAUGUUCGCUUGUGAUGAAAUAAUGCACGGAGGAGCACCUGGGCUCUUCCUCCACCAUCAAGGCUGGAAAGUGCCAUAUGACAUAUAAUUGUGUCAGUUCAACGUUAAACCCAACAAAAUAAAAUCAGUUUACUAUCACUUGUGUUUUUAGACUGUUACGUGUUUGAAAUACAGCAGUGUAUAAAUAUCUUAGCUUGUACAGUUAAAGCUUGUCUUUCAUUUAAAUGCUGAUAUACUUUUUAUGCAUUUUGAUAUUGUUGACUUUUAGAUAGGUCAUUGUUCAACUUUGAUACAGUCACAUUUUUUGCUCAGGGCUUACUGCUGUCAUUAUCUUUAACGUUGUAUUUUCCUUGCUUACUUAAGCACUGGGAUGGGGAAGGAGGAAGGGGUUUAAUGUUUUGCCUAAGAACCACUUGCCUCUUGCCUAUGUAGGUUUGAACCGUACGUGGGAUGCAGAAUACUCUUUCAUAAUAUGAAGGUAGCUACCGGCCUGUCCCUACCGGAAAUAAUAUCCGUCAUGACAUAGGAGUUUCCUUCACUACAAUAGUAUGAUCUAAAAUGGUCUAUGCAAUGGUUAGUUACUAUUGUGAUAGACAGUUUGCGACUGUUACUAUUGUGACAUGAGGGAAAGGAAUACAGUAUACUAUUGCUAAUAUUGUGACAUGAGGAGUGAGAUUCUAAUAAGCUACUGUUACUACUGUGACACGAGGAAAAGGUUCCAAUAUGAUACUUUUACUAUUGUGUCAUGAGAAAGGGUUUCCAAUAUGAUACUAUUACCAUUGUGGCACGAGGUAAAGUGUUACAGUAUAUUUUACUGUUACUAUUGUGACACAUGGUAAAGUGUAACAGUAUGCUACUGUAACUAUUGUGACACACAGUAAAGGGUUAAAGUUAGCUUCUGUAAAUGUGAAAGAUUUGGGUUUAAUUUGUUGUUGUAUUCAAAUAUUGUAACAAAACGCGCAACACUUUCUGUAGCAAUACGGAGGAAGCAACUGUACUGGUUGUCAAUAUAAUGCAUGAUAAUAACUCUGAAAGAUUUGCAAGAGUAACUGUCCAUUCCCUCCAGAUGAUUGUUUCAGUUACGUGUUGAUAACAAAAUUAUUUGUCUUUUUUUAUUACUAGGCUAUGUUUAGCCAGCAUUUUGUAAUAUUUUUAGAUUUUACAUGGGUAUAAACUGCUGAAAUCAUUUGUUGUCAUGGUAUAGAGAUGGUACCUAAAAAAUUCAAAUUCAUCUUUAUAGGUUUUUUUCAGAGUGAAAUGAUAGCUAAGUGCACCAAUAUUCUAAAUAUAUUUAUGGUUUUCCUCUUCUCCAUGUCAAAAAUAGAAAUAUUUGAUACCUAAAAAUGACCUUCUCAAAAUAUCUGAAGCAAAAUGGACAACUCUUGUACUGACCGUUUUUCAAAGAUUUUAGGACUUCCCCAAUUAUAGUCUAUAUCAAAAGCUCCCACAGCUAAAUAAAUUCAAUAGAGUAUAAGGUAAGUUUACUCUACUUUUAACAUUUUGAAAGAGCCUAUACUGAACUUCCUUUUGUCUUUUAAUAAAGUCAAAUUCCAAGACUAGCCAAGAGUCUAAAACGCUUGAAAAAAUUCUGAGUGAAAGAGAAUGACAUGCUCUUUAUUAUAAGCUUACCAUACCAAAAAUGUACCUUAAAGAAGUUAUUAAAGAUUUUAUAUUGUAAACAAACCCCUACACCAUUUUACCAUCAAUAUUUUCCACUCAUGAAUGCACUCAAUUCAGGUGAUAAUUGUUGAUAUAUUUGUAAAUGAGAGGCCCUAACAAAAACCUUUUUUCAAGUUGUGUAAACAGUAUAAGUUUUAAAUUAAUGUUGAUACCUGAAAUUAUCCGAUUACUUUGUUUUCAACAAUAAAUAAAACACCUUUUAGUUUGUUUAGGGUAGUUGACCUGUAACCUGUCAGCUACCUUAACAUGUAGUAAUUACAACCACUACCUUAAAACAUUGUAAUUAUAUUUGACGACAAUGAUUUUUUGUGUUACCAAUUUAAAUUUUUUUAUUAUUUCUCAUUGUUGGAUAUAAACAUUUUACAUUUUGAUAUAUAAAUGUUGUGUAAACCAAUGUAUCACAUUUGAGGACAAUAAAUAAACAACUUUGGCUAAAAGAUCAAAAUUUAAUAACGUUUCUUAAUGUCGUUAAUUUUCUUCAAAGGAAUGUAAUACUAUGCAUUAUUCUAUAUAAUCUUCAUGCAUUACUAAACUUUAUAUCAGGGCCUCACUACAACUUACAAAAUAACUGUCAGUGUAAGUCAUGAGAAAAGCGUGCAUAUUGUAUAUUGAAUACAAAGGGAUUUAAACAAAUGUAGGUCAUGUUUUGUCUGCCUGAUAAGUUGUUUGAAAAAGGACCUAUCUGAUUUUUCUUUCACUUUUGAUCAAUGUUUAAAAUUGGCUUCAGUUUAUUGAUCAAUUCAGAGUUGUCCCCCUUUGAUUUAUUUUGGUAGGUACCAUCUCUACAUGGUAAUUUUAUUUUGUGUAACUUGCUCUAGUACUUGCAUGUUAUGUUUUUAUGACUUUUUAUACACCCUAAGGGACAUAUUAUUUUAUUCCUCUGGUGUCUGUCUAUCUGUCUGUUAGCAAUUUCAUGUCCUCUGUAACUCUUGAACCCCUUGAAGAAUUUCAAAGAAUCUUGACACAAAUGUUCACCUAAUCGAGAUGACGUGCAGAGCGCACAUUUUGGAUGGCUUGCUUCAAGAUCAAGGUCACACUUAGGGGUCAAGGUCAUACCUUUGGGCAUAUACUGCUCUACAUUGCAUGCUCUUGUUUUUCAUAUUCUGUCUCAUUUGAUCAUGCAAUGCCCGAGCCCAAUAUUAUGAAACUGAAUUUGGAGAUCAAUUCCAGACUCCAGCAUCUGACUGGUCAUUUCUAAGCACACAUGUAGAAAUUGACCAAUGGCAACACUGCAUUCUGAAACUCCGGUUUUUAGCUCACCUGUCACAUAGUGACAAGGUGAGCUUUUGUGAUCACCCUUCGUCCGUCGUCCAUGCAUCAACAAUUUCUUGUCUGCACGAUAGUGGUUUCAUUUAUGAUUUUAUUUUAACCAAACUUGCACACAACUUGUAUCACCAUAAGAUCACGGUUUCUUUCUUGAACUGGCCAGAUCCCAUUAUGGGUUCCAGAGUUAUGGCCCCAGAAAGGGCCAAAAUUAGCUAUUUUGACCUUGUCUGCACAAUAGCAGCUUUAUUUAUGAUUUGAUUUUUACCAAACUGGCACACAACUUGUAUCACCAUAAGAUCUUGGUUCCUUUCUUAAACUGGCCAGAUUCCUUAAUGGGUUCCAGAGUUAUGGCCCCUGAAAGGGCCAGAAUUAGCUAUUUUGACCUUGUCUGCACAAUAGCAGCUUCAUUUAUGAUUGAAUUUAACCAAACUGGCACACAACUUGUAUCAUCAUAAGAUCUCGGUUCCUUUCUUGAACUGGCGAGAUUCCAUAAUGGGAACCAGAGUGAUGGCCCCUGAAAGGGCCAGAAUUAGCUAUUUUGACCUUGUCUGCACAAUAGCAGCUUCAUUUAUGAUUUGAAUUUAAUCAAACUUGCACAAAACUUGUGUCACCAUAAGAUCUCGGUUCCUUUCUUGAACCGGCCAGAUCCCAUAAUGGGUUCCAGAGUUAUGGCCUCUGAAAGGGCCAAAUUAGCUAUUUUGACUUUGUCUGCACAAUAGCAGCUUCAUUUAUAAUUUGAUUUUAACCAAACUUGCACACAACUUGUAUCACCACAAGAUCUUGCUUCCUUUCUUUAACUGGCCAGAUUCCCUCAUGGGUUCCAGAGUUAUGGCCCCUUAAAGGUCCAAAAUUGGCUAUUUUGGCUUUUGCAGCCAUAUAGAGACUUCAUUUAUGGUUUUAUUUGAUACAAACUUCCAAAAUAUCUUCAACAACAAUAAAUCUUGGAUUCCAUGACAAAUGAGAUCCAAUCGUAGGUUCCAGAUUUAUUUUAUAUCUGAUUACCUCCCCUGAUUGGAAUCAAAAUAGAUUUAUAUCAGUAAGUACUUAAAGGACUUAUUUGAAAUUUCAUUAUUGUUAUUAGUUGGACUGAGACAAUCAAGGUAGAUAACUAUGGACUGAUUUUAUGUCAAAUUACCUCCCUUUAUUUCAAAUUAAAAUUGUUAUAUCUCCAUAACUACUGAAGAUACUGAUCUGAAAUUUCAUUUAUGUCAACAGAUUUAUUUGGCAGAUCCAUCUUUUGUCCACUUACAAUAUUUUUUUUUUAAUUACUUCCCUUUUACGUUACUAUAAAUAGCUUAUUUUUAGUAACUUUUUUAUUAUUGGCCGUAGGGAAAACACGAGACCAGUUUUCUGUGGUACAACAUGGAUGGUACCUCCAAUUUUUAGGUGUAUUUUAACAUAUUUAUACCUUGUAAGAUUUUUUUUUCUUUUUGGUUAAAUUUCUUCCCUUUGUUGUUCCUGUCCUUUGGGCUUAGAUAUUUUUUCAGAAGACCUUCUUGUCCUCAAGUGCAAUGAUAACAGGUGAGCGAUAUAGGGUCAUCAUGGCCCUCUUGUAUAUUGAAUCUGUUCAUAAGUAAGAGGUAGUGUCUAGCAUGAAAUUAAUUCAAGAUAUCCCUUUUACACUACAUGGUGCUAUUAAGAAUUUUUAUUUAACAUGUUUUUGUUUGACAUUUUGAUAUUUUUGCCUUUUUGAGACCUGCCCAUUUUAUAAUGCUUUUAAUUGUAUUUUUUUUCCAUUUUUCUUUUAAGUUUUUGAAAUUAAUUUCUUAUAGAGUUAAUUUAUCAUACAUGAAUAUGCUGUGUUGUAAUUAUAUCUGCUUUUAUGAGAAGACAACUUUUAAUGACACAAAGCCCUUAAUUAAAUAAAGAAAUAAAUCAUUUCUGUUAAAAGAUGUAUAAAUAAUAAAAAAGCUUGUCCCUGCAAACUUAGUUAUGAGUUGACAAGGAGAUAUGGAAAAGCCUUUAUCGUUAAGGUGAUUAAUGCAUGUUUGGUAAAUGGUCAGUGAUGGGUUAAGGUUAUGCACCCAUACUAACAAUAGGCAAGUUUGAUGCAAUUACAUAAUUAUUCUUGAUUGCUGUUUGGCAUUCAACCAUAAAGGUAGUUCAGCAAGCAAAUGGUUAUUCGUAAAAAUUGGGAGAUUGCCAAAGUCGCAUGCGCAGAAUACAUGGUACCGUUAUGUUUGAAUACAUACUUUUUCUUGAUGUGAAAUAAUUGGUAGGAAUGAUUUUAGAAAUCAAUGAAGUUGUGGUCAUUGUUCAAGUAUCAUAGAAUCUGACUUUUUUUAUCAUGAGGAACUAUAGAAUUUAGACUUUUGUAUUUAUUAUUGAAUAAAAUGAGAUCACUUUGAUACAAUAA